This is a messenger RNA of Carcharodon carcharias (great white shark), 1898 nucleotides long. It is a transcript of the gene pdia3, whose product is annotated as protein disulfide isomerase family A, member 3. The record is from RefSeq and is a predicted model, not a curated record. Gene Ontology annotation, biological process: protein folding; response to endoplasmic reticulum stress. Gene Ontology annotation, cellular component: cell surface; endoplasmic reticulum. NCBI's taxonomy places the organism in Eukaryota, Metazoa, Chordata, Chondrichthyes, Lamniformes, Lamnidae. The transcript has 13 exons. The coding region runs from base 147 to 1637 and encodes 496 amino acids. Gene Ontology annotation, molecular function: protein disulfide isomerase activity.
CUCCUUCCGUCCGGCUUUGCUCUUUCACUUUGCCGUCUCGCCCAGAGGAGGCGGACAGUGGCGGCUGGAGCAUCCACGGUGAAGGAUAAGCUCUCCUUCCCCCCUACCGGAACACGUACACAUACACACACACAGCGCCAGCCGCCAUGAUUCGCCUCCUGCUCCUCGCCUGCACUGUCGGCGCGGCGCUGGCCAGCGACGUGCUCGAACUGACGGACGACGAUUUCGAGGAUCGCGUCGGGGAACACGAGCUGAUCCUGGUGGAGUUCUUCGCUCCUUGGUGCGGCCACUGCAAGCGGUUGGCCCCAGAGUAUGAAGCUGCUGCCACAAGAUUGAAGGGAAAAGUUCCUCUGGCGAAGGUUGACUGCACUGCAAAUACAAACACAUGCACCAAGUAUGGAGUCAGUGGUUACCCAACUUUGAAGAUAUUCCGUGAUGGUGAAGAGUCUGGUUCUUAUGAUGGUCCUAGAACAGCAGAUGGAAUUGUCAGCCAGUUGAAGAAACAGGCAGGACCAAGCUCCAUUGAAAUGAAAACUGCUGAAGAUUUGGAGAGCUUCAUUAAUGAUGCCGAUGCUUCAGUUGUUGGUUUCUUCGCAGACUCUGAUGGCACACUCCAGGCAGAUUUCCUUAAAGCAGCGAGUGCAAUGAGGGAGAACUACCGUUUUGCACACACCAAUACGGAAGAACUACUUGAGAAAUAUGACAUUAAGAGCAAGGGCAUUAUCUUGUUCCGACCUCCAAGACUGGCAAACAAGUUUGAGAGCGGCAGUGUACAGUACACAGAAGAUAAAUUCACAAAUGCGAAAAUAAAGAAGUUUGUUCUAGACAACAUCUUUGGUAUCUGCCCCCAUAUGACUGAAGAUAAUAAAGACCAGUUAAAAGGGAAGGAUCUGCUGGUAGCUUACUAUGAUGUGGAUUAUGAAAAGAAUCCAAAGGGUUCGAACUACUGGAGAAAUAGAGUGAUGAAGGUUGCUCAGAAAUUUCUGGAUGCUGGUGAGAAGCUGCAUUUUGCUGUUGCAAACCAUAAAACCUUCAGCCACGAGCUCUCAGAAUUUGGCUUGGACACUUCCACUGGUGACAUUCCUGUGGUCGCUAUCAAAACUGCCAAAGAUGAAAAAUAUGUGAUGCAGGAGGAGUUCUCGCGUGAUGGCAAAGCACUGGAACGUUUUCUAGAGGACUACUUUGCUGGCAAGCUGAAACGUUACCUUAAGUCUGAGCCAAUUCCAGAGAGCAAUGAUGGUCCUGUGAAGGUUGUAGUAGCUGAGAACUUCGAUGACAUUGUAAAUGAUGAAACAAAGGAUGUCUUGAUUGAAUUUUAUGCUCCAUGGUGUGGGCACUGUAAAAGUCUGGAGCCAAAGUAUAAGGAGCUUGGAGAGAAGUUGAGCAGUGAUUCUAACAUUGUCAUUGCCAAGAUGGAUGCUACAGCCAAUGAUGUGCCUUCACCUUAUGAAGUUCAAGGGUUUCCCACACUUUAUUUUGCCCCAAUGGGAAAGAAACAGAGUCCAAAGAGAUAUGAGGGAGGUCGUGAAGUUAAUGACUUCAUGAAUUACUUGAAGAAGGAAUCUACACACCCUCUGGCCGUACCAGUGGAAGAGAAGAAAUCUAAGAAGAAGAAGAAGGACAAGGAAGAACUGUGAAUUACUAGAAGCAUCUCGAAUGCUAACGUGAUAUGCAAGGAGUAAUUGGAGCCAGGGUUGGGUUGAGAUUUGGUGGUGGUAUAGUCACUUUCUAGGAGGAUUCACGGUCUGCAAUACCGAUCCCAUUUCUGUAUCAAUUUUAAGAUGCACUAUCCGAGUUAUUGAAUCAAAAGGGGCAGAAAUUCAGGUUUUGUUUUGGUCUUAUUUUGUACUGGUGAAUGUUUUUGUACAUUUUGGAACAAUAAACCCCUUUAAACCAAA